This is a messenger RNA of Torulaspora delbrueckii, 1713 nucleotides long. RefSeq lists its product as uncharacterized. The coding region runs from base 1 to 1713 and encodes 570 amino acids. NCBI's taxonomy places the organism in Eukaryota, Fungi, Ascomycota, Saccharomycetes, Saccharomycetales, Saccharomycetaceae. The transcript has a single exon. The record is from RefSeq and is a predicted model, not a curated record.
AUGACUUUAGCCUCAGAAUCAAUUGCACAACCUGUUGACGCAGCAAAAUUUAAGCAGUUUGAGCCGCUUAUUGCCAAGUAUAACGAGGCCAAAUGGGCUCAGAUGAAAGAGUUCGAUGCGAAAUUCUUGGAACUUUGCCGGUCAAAAAUCCCCAGUGAUGCAGUGUUGGACGCGGAACCCAUUGAUGCUAGAAAGUUUGUCACCUCUGCAGGAUUAUUGAGUGAAUCCGAAGCUCAAAUAGUUAAUGAGUUCUCUAUCAAGGAAUUGCUGGACAAACAAUUGGCUGGUGAAUUGUCUGCUGAGCAGAUUACGCGUGCAUAUAUAAAAUCAGCGAUCAUUGCGCAAUUGGCAACCAACUGUGUGAUGCAAUUUCUUAUCCCAAGUGCUCUUGAAAGGGCAAAGGAGUUAGAUCUGUACUUGAAAGAGAACGGUAAACUCUUUGGUCCAAUGCAUGGUGUUCCAAUAUCUCUAAAAGAGCAGAUGGGUUACAAGGGCCAAGUUACGUGUGCUUCGUAUGUUUCGCUGAUCGACAACGUAGUCAAGAAGAGUUCUGUGUCAAUCCAGAUCUUUGAUAAGCUCGGCGCAGUGUUCCAUGCGAGAACGUCUCAACCACAGGCGAUUAUGCACUUGGAUACUUGGAACAACAUCAUCGGCAGAACAAGAAACCCAUGCUCUACCAGAUUGUCACCUGGUGGGUCUUCGGGGGGUGAGUCUGCCAUGGUUGCCAUGCACGGAUCAGCAAUUGGGAUCGGUUCUGAUAUAGGUGGAUCGAUUCGCUGUCCAGCAGCUUUUACAAACGUAUUUGGCCUCAAACCCACUACUAAGAGACUCUCCUCGAUGAACGGUAUCUCUGGUGGUAGGGGUCAAGAAUCAAUCCCAUCGACGGAGGGACCAAUUGCUCGGUCGAUCCAAGAUUUGGAGUAUUUCAUGGAUGUCUACCUCAACCAGGGUAAACCAUGGGAAUACGAUCCCACGAGUCUUGUCAUCCCAUGGAGGCCAGCUGAGGUCGAGGAAAAAAUUCGCAUUGGUGUAUUGUUCGAUGAUAACCUGGUCACACCACACCCAGCAGUCAAGCGGGCCUUGCAACAAGUAGUCAGCCAACUUGGCGAACAAUUUGAAAUUGUUGAUCUGGCUGACUCCUGGUUUAGCCAGGAGGAAAUGCUCGCCAUCCACAAUACUACAUUGAGUCUCUACACGAUCGAUGGCAACAGAUCACAAUUGGAGCUGAUCUCUCCAAGCGGAGAACCAAUCCUUCCACUCACCAAACAUUUCCUCAAUUUCGGUCAGGGCAAGGAACUAUCUAUCUACGACAACCGCAAGCUCAAUAUCUUCCGUGAUUCCACCAAGCUCGCACUCCUCGAAAGAUUCUUCUCCCAAUCCCCAACAAGCAAAAAACUACAUUUCAUCCUCUCACCAACCUACCCAGCACCAAGCGAAAUUCCCGGCAAUAGUCUCUACUGGGGUUACACUUCCUUUUGGAACUUAACGGACUACCCCAACGUCGUAUUCCCUACUUCCUACACUCACGAUCCUAAGCUCGACUCACUGCCACCCACCCAACUCAAGCAGAAUGAGUUCGAGGAAUCCGUGUGGUCCAACUACAACCCCGAUGCCUACGUCGGGGGUCCCGUGGGACUACAACUAACGGGUAAGAGAUUCGACGACGAACGAAUCGUCCAAGCAGUAAAGAAGAUCACCUCUGUAUUGAAAUAA